CAAAGUCCAAACCCGAGAUCGAUCGAUCAAGCAGCAAAUCAAGCCAAAGCCCACGCACUCUCAUUCGAUCUCGAUCCACUCCAAGCUCUCCGCGCCGCUCAUUCAAGCAUGUGCAAGGUCAUGCUGACGGUCCCCUCGCUCGCCUGGCUGCGCCGCGCGGUCCGGCGCUGGCGCUCCCGGGCGGCGGCGCGGCCUGCGGAACACUACAAGAAGACGACGGUGCCGGUGCCGGCGGGGCACGUGGCGGUGCGCGUGCAGGACGAAGGAGGAGCCGCGGCCGCGAGGUUCGUGGUGCGAGUGACGCAGCUGAGCCACCCGGCGUUCCUGGAGCUGCUCCGGGACGCCGAGGAGGAGUACGGCUUUCCCUCCGGCGCGUCGGGCCCCGUCGCGCUCCCCUGCGACGAGGCCCGGCUCCGCGACGUCCUCCGACGCGUUUGCUCCUCGGACUCCGGCUCCGGCUCCGGAUCCUUGUGCCGGCGCGGGGAGGAUUGUCACUCGCGGCGGCCGUUGCUGGGCGCCAUGGAUCAGAAGCUCGUCUCGUGAUCGAUGGUUCAAUAAUCGUGUGGGGGCCUGGUGGGGCGUGACUCUCUGUGCAGCACAAGAAAAGCUCCGAUCUUCAGAUUCGCGCGUCGAACUCUUCAGAAAGAGCGCAGCAGCACGUACGUGCGCGCGCCGCCGUGCCAUCUAUGGCAGCAUGGCACUGAGAGAAUGUGCCACCGGCCCCCUCAUCGACGUACUAUGCAGCUAGCAGCCAUGGCUGCGCGACGAAUAAUCGCGCGAGAGAAACAAACAUGCAUGCCGGUGUUCUUCGCAAACCUGUUGGCUGGGUGCUGAUGAGUUAUGGGGAGCGGUGGAAUUGGCCAAUUAUAUAGUGUGGUAUAUAUACCUCGAGUUGUUAGCGAUUUUUUUUAGGGAUCGUGAGGCUUAAUGGGUAACUGCUGGGAGUGUUGUUGAAGGUGAGGGGGGCCGGGGCCUCAUGUAGAUGUGGGGGGAACAAGCCAUCCUAGCUAACCAGGAGAACGUAUGUGUACAUCUAAUUAGAUCUGAAAACUUGAACCUCCCUCCUCUCUACUGGGUAUUUGGGUGUACCUGUGUUUAUGUACAUCACUGUGUAAGACAAAUUAUGAAAUAAGAUAGAAAAUGCAUGCAUUGGGAAUAUGCUAA
Molecule: messenger RNA, 1164 nt
Organism: Brachypodium distachyon (stiff brome)
Lineage: Eukaryota; Viridiplantae; Streptophyta; Magnoliopsida; Poales; Poaceae
Product: auxin-responsive protein SAUR36-like
Exons: 1
Coding region: 109-543 (144 amino acids)
Biological process (GO): response to auxin
Source: RefSeq, a predicted model, not a curated record